Messenger RNA from Prorocentrum cordatum, 1167 nucleotides. Lineage: Eukaryota; Dinophyceae; Prorocentrales; Prorocentraceae. The record is from the annotation of a GenBank genome assembly.
AUGGCGAGCCAGGUGGCAGCAACAGCAGCCGAGCUGGAGAUCAUGCCAACCUUCCCGCCCUCGCAGAUGGGUCCUGGGUGCGAGGAUGCUCUCGGCGCCCAGCCCCCGCCCGACAAUCCGGCCGCCGAGGCUGCCAGGCGCCGCGGCUCUGAGAACACGGUGGCCGAAGAGCGCGAGAGGAGCCGCGAGGCGAUGGCCGCCCUGGGCGUGUCAGCUUUCACCCUGGAAUCGGACGUCCUCGGGGAGGCGGAGAUCGUGCAGUCGCUGCAGGUGGCGCUGGCGGAGCUGGACCGCACGCCGUCUGCAGACCUCGAGUGCCUGCGCCAGGAGCUUGAGGCCGAGGGCUCGGCGCUGGCGGCGGACCUCGCCGAGGCUCUGCGGGAGCGCGAGGCGGAGUGCGACGAGCUGCGGGCGCGCCUGGGCGCGCUGAUGGCGCCCCCAGACGCGGAGGAUGUGGAAGAGCCCUCCCCGUGCGAGCCCGCUGCGGCUGGCGGCGACGGCGGCGCCAGCGUGGGCGGCGGCGCCGCGGGGACUCUGGACGACUUCCUGCGGGGCGGCGGUGCCGGGGUCGAAGAACCUGCCAUCCUGCUUGGCCCAGGCUCCGCGCCGCCCGCCGCUGGCGCUGCCGACGAGGGGGCGGGUGGCGGGCACGGAAGCGGCGGCGGCGGCGUACGUCGCGGGCUCCGCGGGCUGCUGGGCCUGGCGGGGAAGGCCGCGAGGACCUCCUCCGCAGACAGGGGCAUCCCUCCAGGUGACCCUUUCCUGCUGCAGGGCGCCGGGCCGGCCGUCGGUGCCGCCAGGGCCGCGGAGGCCUCCGGGGAGCUGCUCUCAGAGGGCCCGGCAGCACCGCGAGCUGCCACAGAAGGGGCCGGCGUGGCACGGCAACCGCCCGCGGCCGCGCCCGCCUCCGAGGAGCUGGCGGCCUGCCCCCAGGCAGCCUCUGCUGGGCCUGGCGGCCCCGUCGCCGCCGCCGAGAUGGCGGCCGGCGGCGGCCCGCCAGCCCCCAGCAGGGGCUCAGGGACAGCGGGCGACCAGGCUGGCCCCUCCGCGUCCGAAGGCGCCCCAGGGCCCGCGACGACGGAGCGUGACGUUGGCGGCGACGGCCUGAUGGCGUACCACCCGCCGGCUCGCGGAGGGGCCUGCGGAUCCCUGGCGCCUCCCAGCUGA